CCGCAGGACUAUUAAAAAGAUUACUUGAAAAUCAAUCCCAUGAAGUCUUGUAAGUUUUCCCUUUUGGACGGUCCUAAUUCAUUCUUGCUAGCACAACAUGGCUACAAAUUCAGAAUCGAAUUCUCCUAGCUCGAAAGCUAGAAUCUACGCUCCUCUUGGGCCUAACCAGGCCAGAUUUAUCGAAAUCCUACCUUCUGAUGACGAUGACCAGUCGGUGAGCUGCCUGCUCCGAACCGCUGAAUUGACGCCGGAUCUCCACUAUGCUGCUCUAUCUUACGUCUGGGGCGAUCCCAAGGUCACACGAGAUAUUCUAGUUAACGGGCACAUACUUCCCGUGACUACUAACCUCGCGUGCGCGCUAUGGUAUUUCCGAAAAGGGGGCUUCCCGCGUCACGACAACACAGAAAAGAUACGUCUUCUCUGGGUGGACGCUAUUUGUAUCAACCAGGAAGACACCCCUGAACGUAGUCACCAAGUAACAUUAAUGGGGACCAUCUUUGGCAAUGCGAGCUCGGUUUUUUCAUGGCUUGAAGAUCCCGGACUUAGGCAUCUCGACGCUGUAUUUCCGGUUAUCCGUGAAUUCUUGUCCAUGGUGGGCUCUAUCUCUCAGCCACGGAAUAGAGAUGCAGACGAACGCCAUACCGGUAUGGGAAGAGCAAUCCUUGACUGGCUGGUCUCGGAACCCGAAAGACUGAAGCCUUUGGCGAAAUUAUCAAGGUGCACCUAUUGGACGAGAAUAUGGAUCGUCCAAGAAAUGGCCUUAGCAAAGUCGCCAGUAGAACAUUGGUUUAUCUGUGGUCACGACUCUAUCACCUUUAGGGAAAUCGCUCUAUUUGAUGCCGCCAUCCUAAAUAUAUUUGGACUGUUUUUAUGUUCGGAGAUAAACAUCUCUACGGUAAUGCGCCGUAUGCUGUGGCGUGUGGUGCACAUGAUGGUGCAAGAUGUAAUAGAGAAGAUUCUAUUUGCGGUAGAAGAUGAAAUGGGUAUUAUGCGAAUUGACGGCAAAGAUAAGUUUGUGAAUAGCUAUAUAGAGCGGGCUUCUUCGGUUCCCCCAAUGCUGUCACAGUUAAAUCUGGAGACGAUCAUCAACAAACACAACUUGAGCGACUCCGUGUUUCUGUUUGGAAAAAUCGCUGUGGUGGGGUUGCAUACCUCUGCUACUGACCCCCGGGAUAUGGUGUACGCAGUGCUCAGUAUAGUUUCUAGCGACAUCAUACCAGACUAUACCAAGUCUGUAAGAGAUGUUUAUCUCGAUGCCCUCUUACGCGACGCUAUGGAAGAUACGGUGGGAGCCUAUUUGCAAUUUUCUGGGCUUGGUCAUAAUAUGGAGAACGAGCACGACCUUCCUUCCUGGCUACCAGACCUCACCAAGUCAACAUCGUGGCACGAUCCCUCGUUUAAAAUUGGGCAGCUUUCGAGGCCUAAGUUGCUAGAAGGGGUUCGUCUUCGUGAGCCGGAGAUGGUUAAUCGGGGAAUCCUCCUCAUCCAGGGAGCAGCAUGCGGCUCUAUAAAACAUAUUAAACGCAUCCCAAGGCUUUGUAGGGAAUUCGGGAAAAUGAUAUAUCAACUCUGUAUUGACUAUCUAGUUGAUUGGGUGAUUCCUGGUGAGACCACAACCGGGAUAAGGCAAAUUAUGUUUAAAAGGCCAUUGCAGGCCCUCCUAACCGCUUUGUGCUGGGAUGGUUUGAAUGAUGAUGUUUCUCAUUUUGAGGACUCCCGUGGCAUCCACUUGCCCAGGCUUAGUUGGACGUUCUUGAACAUACUACUCUUCGGCGGUAAUGUAUUAUCCGAAGACGAACGACGAGAUGCAAGAAGACGACUUAAGCUUCCUUGGGGAGUUCGACUGGAAGGGUUUAUGGCAAAUUGUUUUGUGGAUGUGAGAAGGGUUGUCUACAGAUCAUGCGAUAACUGGGAGCAGUUCAAUUUUCUUGUCCGCCGCGUGGAAGGAAAUGCGGUUCUCUUCCAAACCUACGAUGGUAGGUUAGGUAGUGGACCUAGCGGCACGAAACUUGGGGAUAUUGUCUGCGCCGUUGACGGAACUCCAUCUCCAAUCCUCCUAAGGAAGGAUAAGCUGCAAGAGAAUGGAAGCUCGCAUUUGGUACAUGUGGGAGUAUGCUUUGUUGUAGGCUUAUUAGAUGAAAAGCCUGCUGAGAUGGUCAAAAGAGGCGAGCUGGAAAUUGAGACGUUUGAGAUACACUAGGUCUGAAUAGUUACAAUAGUUACAGUAUG
Molecule: messenger RNA, 2229 nt
Organism: Daldinia vernicosa
Lineage: Eukaryota; Fungi; Ascomycota; Sordariomycetes; Xylariales; Hypoxylaceae
Product: heterokaryon incompatibility protein-domain-containing protein
Exons: 2
Coding region: 98-2200 (700 amino acids)
Source: RefSeq, a predicted model, not a curated record